AUGGUUGUCCAAUCUGUUCUUAAAAACUGCCCAUCCCCAGACUCCGCCUCGGAGCCCCGCAGGUCUUCGCUUUCGUUCCGGAAGGGGAAAAGAGCUGCGGCCGAGAAGGACUUUCUGCACCCGCCCGGGAAGAGGCGUCCCGCUCCUGCUGCUGCUUCUGUCCCCGGACAACCCUCCUUCCAAUUCCUGAUCCCGCGGUUGGAGUUUCGCUUUUGCCAGAUUUACACCAUGAGUUAUCCAGGAUACCCACCUGCAAGCGGAUAUCCUCCUGCGGGUGGUUAUCCACCAGCUAGCGCAUAUCCACCUGCUGCUCCAGGCAGUAAUCCCUGGGGUGCCCCCAGCUACCCUUCUGCAAACCCUCCUCCAAUUGGAUUAGAAAAUAUUGGGACCUACGCCAAUCAGUUUAAUCAGGAUUAUAUGGCAGGCAUGGCUUCCAAUAUGUCUGGAACGUUUGGUGGUGCCAAUGUGCCACAGGGAAUGUAUCCUUCAGCUCCUGGGGGCUACCCUUCUGCAGCUCCAGGAGGGUUCGGACAACCACCACCACAGGGUCAGCAGCCUUAUGGGAUCUACCCUCCACCUCCUGGAGGAAACCCCCCAACAGGGAUGCCAUCAUAUCCAUCAUACCCAGGUGGUCCGAUGCCACCUGCCGCAGCCCAGCAGCCUCAACCAGUGCCAUAUCCUGGACAGCAGCCCAUGCCAAGUUAUCCAUCCGUUCCAGCUGUUAAUCCUUCGAUGCCAUCCUACCCAGGUUCUUCCAUGCCCACCGUCACCCCUGGAGUAUCUGGAAAGCGAGGCACGGUCCAUGACGCUCCAUCCUUUGAUCCUUUGAGGGACGCAGAAGUGUUGAGGAAAGCCAUGAAAGGCUUUGGAACUGAUGAACAGGCCAUCAUCGACUGCCUUGGAAGUCGCUCAAGCAAGCAACGACAGCAGAUAAUGCUCUCAUUCAAAACAGCUUAUGGGAAGGAUUUGAUCAAGGACCUGAAGUCAGAGCUCUCCGGAAACUUUGAGAAGACGAUUUUGGCAAUGAUGAAAACACCUGUCCUGUUUGAUGUUCUGGAAAUCAAAGAAGCUAUCAAGGGUGCUGGCACAGACGAAGCCUGCUUGAUUGAGAUCCUGGCAUCUCGCGAUAACAGGCACGUUCAGGAAAUCAGCCGAGCAUACAAGACAGAAUUUAAGAAAACUCUGGAAGAAGCCAUUAGAAGUGACACAUCUGGGCAUUUCCAGAGACUUUUAAUCUCACUCUCUCAGGGCAACCGAGAUGAAAGCACCAAUGUGGACAUGGCCCUUGUCCAGAGCGAUGUUCAGGCUCUCUAUGCAGCAGGAGAAAAUAAACUCGGGACGGACGAAUCCAAGUUCAACGCGAUUUUGUGCACAAGAAACCGAAAUCACCUAAGAGCAGUUUUCAAUGAAUACCAGCGAAUGUGCAACCGGGAUAUUGAGAAGAGCAUAUGCAGAGAAAUGUCUGGUGAUCUUGAAUCUGGGAUGCUGGCAGUAGUGAAGUGCAUGAAAAACACACCAGCUUUCUUUGCAGAGAGGCUGCACAAGGCCAUGAAGGGAGCAGGAACCAAGGACCGGACUCUUAUACGCAUCAUGGUCUCACGUAGUGAAGUUGAUCUGCUGGAUAUCCGGCAGGAAUACAAAAGAAUGUAUGGAAAAUCUCUCUACACGGACAUCUCGGGUGACACUUCAGGGGACUACCGGAAAAUCUUGCUCAAGCUGUGUGGCGGGAAUGAUUAAGUAGAACAUCUGGAAUUUUAGAGUGUGUCUUUCAAAGUCACAGCUGGCUUUAUAUUCUCCUUUCUCACAAAGCUGUCAAAACUCCCACUGCUGGAUCAGAUUGAUAUUCUUAAUAUAUUCCCUCCUCUAAAGGUGUAUAAUAAAUACAGCACAAAAAAAAUAUAUUAAAAAGUCUGCUAUAGUAGAUAGAGAUAUUUUUAUUGCAUUCUUAGAGAAGCUGUGCAAAUAUUGCAUCUGACAAAUGCUCCCUUUAGAGUAUGGAAGGAUCCUAUAUAGUUUUGUGUGCAAUAUUUUGUCUGACUGUAUGGACUUUGUUUGAUUGUUUGAAAUGCAUGGAGUGUUAAAAAAAAAAAUCUGAAUCAAAAGUGCCUGCUCUAAAAUGUGAUGGUUUUGAUUCCCAAAGAAUUUUUUAAAAAAUUUCAUUACUGUUUGAGGGGGAAACACGCAUCUGGCUGGUGGCCUGGGAAAAAUAAUUUUUGCAUUCAUUGGAUUGUCUCCCCUUUACCUUAAAAGAGAAGGGAAUUUGGCCAGUGGCAAACUCAGAGCCCAACUUGAUGUGUAAUCAAAGCAUCAUUUUGGAGAAUGUCGAUUAAGGCACAAUCAUCCAGGCCAAAGGUAUCUAAAACGUUGAAUCAUGACAACUGCAUCAAAUUUUGUUACUGUAUUUUUCGGAGUAUAAAAUGCUUUGGAAUAUAAGAUGCACAUUAGUUUUUGGGAAAGAAAACAAGAAAAAAAUUCUGUCUCUGCCUACCAGCAUCGAUCAGUAUUCAUCUGGCUAGCAAGCAGCAAACAGCCUGGUCAGCUUCAACACAUUAUUGAAGCCUGAUUCAGCACGAGCAGCUGAUUGGCGGUUGGAUCGGCCUCCCAGAAUACCACCGAUCAGCUGUUCCAGGCUGCGGGCAUUGCCGCAGCCCAUCACCGCCUCCGCGCGUUGCAUUUUCAGCCUCCACAUGCCCCAUUUUUGGCCUCCGUGCAUUGCGUUUUCGGCUGGUUCCAGGCAGCGGGGAUUGAUGGUGGUGGUAAUCUCCACCACCUGGAACCGGCUGAAAACAUGAUGUGCAGAGGCCAAAAAUGCAAUGCGCGGAAGCAGUGAUUGGUGGCGAUAUGUUGUGGCGAUCCCCGCAGCCUAGAACGGGUCUACAAUGGAGUGUGCGGAGGCCGAAAAUGCGAUGCACGGAGGCCGAAAACGAUUGAAGGAUGGGGGUCGGUGGGUGAGUGCGGCUUUGGCAACAUUCGCUGUAUACGACGCACAGAUAUUUCCACCCACGUUUAGGGGGGAAGUGCGUCUUACACACCAAAAAAUAUGAUACUCUGAAAAGUUGCAUUGCUCAUCCAAGCAACCUGAUCAGUCAAAAUAAAAUUAAAAAAUAGUUAGUCAGAGAGCCUAAUUAUUUUUUUUUAAUUUUGACUGAUCAAGUUGCUUGGAUGAGCAAUGAAUCAGAUGAACAAAGUUUGAUGCCGUUGCCAUGAUUCAACCUUUUAGAUACCUCAGCUGGAGAAUUCAUUGGAGUGUGUCAAUGAAGGUUUUUAUUCCUGAUACUAAUUUCAAUGACAUUGGAUGGCAUUAAUUUUUAUUGAGACAAUGAAAAGGGGAGAAGAAUUAAAUCUCUUCCUGCGUGCUAUGAAAAUUUUCCUAUCUUCCGUCCUACUGAUCAGGGUUGUGUUGUUGAUGUUGUUUUAAAAAAAGAAAAGAAAUAUUAACAGCACCUUAAGUCUUUGGGAAGCCUUCCAGUUCAAUCAUUUCUUCUUUGGCUAGGUGCCUUUUCUGGAAUGCAGAAACCCCAGUUCAUACAACUUCUUUUUCAGGGAUAUUGAUUUGCAAAUAAUUUGUAAUAAGAACCGAGCUGAGUAGCCACAUUUAAGAUGAGCUGGAGUAUUACCCAUCCUGCAUUUCACAGAAAUAGAUCCCCCCCUCCAAAAUUGAUCCCUUGGUUUUAGGGCUCAGCUCUCCUCAAUUCCCUAUUUCUCUCUUUCUUUAUGGAUUAACCUGUUUCUUAAAUUGUGCUACAUUCAUUGACCGCUUUCUACAGGUUGUACACGCCAAACCUUUCUCUAUUUGUGAUCUGAGUUAGUCCUUUAAAACCAAAUGUAUGUAAUCAUUUUUUUAAAACACCCACACAGACGUUGUUUAAAUAAAAUUAUCUAUCUUCUCA
Messenger RNA from Pantherophis guttatus, 3890 nucleotides. Lineage: Eukaryota; Metazoa; Chordata; Lepidosauria; Squamata; Colubridae. The record is from RefSeq and is a predicted model, not a curated record.